Messenger RNA from Sphaerulina musiva SO2202, 1172 nucleotides. RefSeq lists its product as uncharacterized. Gene Ontology annotation, cellular component: nucleus. Gene Ontology annotation, biological process: regulation of transcription by RNA polymerase II. The transcript has 2 exons. NCBI's taxonomy places the organism in Eukaryota, Fungi, Ascomycota, Dothideomycetes, Mycosphaerellales, Mycosphaerellaceae. Bases 11 to 922 code for a protein of 303 amino acids. The record is from RefSeq and is a predicted model, not a curated record. Gene Ontology annotation, molecular function: DNA-binding transcription factor activity, RNA polymerase II-specific; RNA polymerase II cis-regulatory region sequence-specific DNA binding.
CGCCCUCAUUAUGUCUAAAUCGCUCCCGAGCCGGAUUGCAAGACUCUGGAAAGACUUUUCCACCGCCAGUGUUCCGACCUCUCUGGUAACGCGACCUCACGUCUCACACCUUGGACUGUUCUCGCUGGCGAGAAGGCACUCUUCCAGUAAGCUACCACGAAUCGCAGACCAACAAGCAGUCCCUGCCACCAGUCCAAAAUCGUCUUAUUACGGGCGUAGAUUUACUCCUCACGAAGACAGUGUCUUGCUGGAGAGACGCAAGCAAGGCCUGGCUUUCAAAGAGAUAGGAGCAGAACUCAAAAAGGAUGAGAUGACGGUCUGUGCCAGGUAUCGCGUCCUUGUUCUGUUAUUCGGCAUGAAUGGUACCGUUCCGAGGAGAAAACGGAGGUACCGUGGCAGGUAUUCAGCAUCAGAUGAUGCCACUAUCUUGAGAAUGAAAGCAGAGGGAUUCAAGUUUAGUGAGAUCGCGAAAAAGCUCUCUAUUUCCGGAUCAUACGAUGCUAGGCAAAUGCUAGGACGCUGGAGGGGGGUUGUACUGCGCGAAAGAUUGUCGCCCGCAUCAUCUCCUGUUGCAAAGCCACGGAGAACGCGCUUGACAGAUGAGGAGUUUGCGCGCAUUCAGAAAAUGAGAGGCGAAGGCGUGAAAUGGAAUGUGAUAGCGGAUUCUUGGGAGGAGCAACUUUCAGUGCCGACGCUGCGUAACCUAUACCAUGCCAGGCGAUACGUCACUGCACAGACUUCUGCCGACGGACGUUCUGAAGCGCACCGGCGAUGGUCUGCCGAAGAUCUCGCUACUCUAAUAGCCCUUCGCGAUCAAGAAGGCCGCAGCUGGACCGAAAUCUCGCAGCGGCUCAAUCGUAGUAGAGUGGGAGUGCAGCAGAGAUGGUUCAGGCUUAAGAAGGAGACAAAGACCACUCAAUAGAGCACGACUCGAAGAAGUUCUAGUAAUUAACGGAAUCUUGCAUUCAUAUCUUAUUCGCCAUCAUCUUCCGAACCUACUCAUCAAACACCCGAAAAUGCCUACGCCAAGUCCCGCAUCCAUCAAACAGACUGGCUCUAUAGCUGCUAUCGUCUAUACCUUAUUAGUUACUGUUUUAGAAGCGAUAGGUACCAACCAAGCUGGACCCCAUCGAGAGCUAUAGAGUUACUGGACGGACCUGGCUAUACUGAAC